Balaenoptera acutorostrata (minke whale) is the source of this 3282-nucleotide messenger RNA. RefSeq names its product estrogen related receptor gamma (gene ESRRG). Gene Ontology annotation, cellular component: nucleus. Gene Ontology annotation, molecular function: nuclear steroid receptor activity; steroid binding; nuclear receptor activity. Gene Ontology annotation, biological process: retinoic acid receptor signaling pathway; regulation of DNA-templated transcription. The transcript has 7 exons. NCBI's taxonomy places the organism in Eukaryota, Metazoa, Chordata, Mammalia, Artiodactyla, Balaenopteridae. The record is from RefSeq and is a predicted model, not a curated record. The coding region runs from base 434 to 1810 and encodes 458 amino acids.
AAAAAAAAGAAAAGAAAAAGAAAGAAAGAAAAGGCAGAGCCCAGUAUCUACGGGCAGCGUUUCGGUCUCUGGUCCUCGCUCUCUUUUUCUCUCCCGCUCCGUUCCCAGCCCCUUCGCGUCUCUGCACCCUCAGUACCUGCCCGGCUCCGCGGCUCCUCGCAGCCUCCAGUCGCCUCCGUCCUGAUUGGGCGGAGACCCCCCAAUCGGCUGCGCGCCUGGGCCGGUGGGACUGCAUAUGUUAAGCUCUACUUCAUAUUAAUAAGCUCCAAUCGGGGCUUUAAGUCCUUGAUUAGGAGAGUGUGAGAGCUCUGGUCCCAACUGGCUGUGCCUAUAGGCUUGUCACCAGGAGAACAUUUGUGUUAAUUGCGCUCUGCUCUGUCAAGGAAACUUUGAUUUAUAGCGGGGGUGCGCAAAUAAUGGUUGCCGGUCGCACAUGGAUUCGGUAGAACUUUGCCUUCCUGAAUCUUUUUCCCUGCACUACGAGGAAGAGCUUCUCUGCAGAAUGUCAAACAAAGAUCGACACAUUGAUUCCAGCUGUUCGUCCUUCAUCAAGACGGAACCCUCCAGCCCGGCCUCCCUGACGGACAGCGUCAACCACCACAGCCCAGGUGGCUCUUCAGACGCCAGCGGGAGCUACAGUUCAACCAUGAAUGGCCAUCAGAACGGACUUGAUUCGCCACCUCUCUACCCUUCUGCUCCUAUCCUAGGAGGUAGUGGGCCUGUCCGGAAACUGUACGAUGACUGCUCCAGCACCAUUGUUGAAGACCCCCAGACCAAGUGCGAAUACAUGCUCAACUCGAUGCCCAAGAGACUGUGUUUAGUGUGCGGUGACAUCGCAUCUGGGUACCACUAUGGGGUAGCAUCCUGUGAAGCCUGCAAGGCAUUCUUCAAGAGGACGAUUCAAGGUAAUAUAGAAUAUAGCUGCCCUGCCACGAAUGAAUGUGAAAUCACAAAGCGCAGACGUAAAUCCUGCCAGGCUUGCCGCUUCAUGAAGUGUUUAAAAGUGGGCAUGCUCAAAGAAGGAGUGCGUCUUGACAGAGUACGUGGAGGUCGGCAGAAGUACAAGCGCAGAAUAGAUGCGGAGAACAGCCCGUACCUGAACCCUCAGUUGGUUCAGCCAGCCAAAAAGCCAUAUAACAAGAUUGUCUCACAUUUAUUGGUGGCUGAACCGGAGAAGAUCUAUGCCAUGCCUGACCCUACUGUUCCCGACAGUGACAUCAAAGCCCUCACUACACUGUGCGACUUGGCCGAUCGAGAAUUGGUGGUUAUCAUUGGAUGGGCGAAGCAUAUUCCAGGCUUCUCCACGCUGUCCCUGGCGGACCAGAUGAGCCUUCUGCAGAGUGCUUGGAUGGAAAUUUUGAUCCUUGGUGUCGUGUACCGAUCUCUUUCCUUUGAGGAUGAACUUGUCUAUGCAGACGAUUAUAUAAUGGAUGAAGACCAGUCCAAAUUAGCAGGCCUUCUUGACCUAAAUAAUGCUAUCCUGCAGCUGGUAAAGAAAUACAAGACCAUGAAGCUGGAGAAAGAAGAAUUUGUCACCCUCAAAGCAAUCGCCCUUGCUAAUUCAGACUCCAUGCACAUAGAAGAUGUCGAAGCCGUUCAGAAGCUUCAGGAUGUCUUACAUGAGGCCUUGCAGGAUUACGAGGCCGGCCAGCACAUGGAGGACCCUCGCAGGGCUGGCAAGAUGCUGAUGACACUGCCACUCCUCAGGCAGACCUCUACCAAGGCCGUGCAGCAUUUCUACAACAUCAAACUGGAGGGCAAAGUCCCCAUGCACAAACUUUUUUUGGAAAUGCUGGAGGCCAAGGUCUGACUAAAAGCUUCCCCAGGCAUCCUAUCCUGCACGCCGAAAAAGGGAAAAAUAAACCCAAGAGUGAUGUCAAAAAAAAAACUUAGAGUUUAGUUAACAACAUCAAAAAUCAAGUAAGACUGCACUGAUCAUUUAGCAGCAAGACUAUGAAGCAGCUUUCAGAUUCCUCUGUAUCCUCCUGAUGAGUUUUUUUCUACCUUAAUCUCAUCUUUUCUCUGUUUCUUUUGCUCUUUUUUUUUUUCCCCGCCCUAUUCUCUUUCUCCUUCGUUUCUUGCUUCCUUCAUGGCUGGUUCCCCACUCUCUCCUUUCCUUUCUUCCUUCCUUCCUUCCUUCCCUCCCGCCCUCCUUCCUUUCUUCUUCUACUUUCCUCCCUCUUUUUCUCAUUCUUCCCCUUUCUUUUAAAUUUUAAUAGCUCUGGUUAUAAGAAAAUGUUGCUGCUUUUCCUUUCUUUUUCUUUCCCUCCCUCCCUUCCUCCUUCCUUCCUUCCUUCCUUCCUUCUGCUGCUGAACUUUUAAAAGAAGUCUCUAAUUGGAGAGUGAUGGAAGCCAGCCCUGCCAAAGGAUGGAGAUCCAUAAUAUGGAUACCAGUGAACUUCUUGUGAACCAUAACAUCCCCAGUGACUAAGGAAUCAAAGAGAGAGAACCGCGGUACCUAAGAGUACAGUGCAACAUACACAAAUUGACUGAGUGCAGUAUUAGAUUCCACGGGAGCAGCCUCUAAUUAGACGACUUAAGCAACGUUGCAUCGGCUGCUUCUUAUCAUUGCUUUUCCAUCUAGAUCAGUUACAGCCAUUUGAUUCCUUAAUUGUUUUUUCAAGUCUUCCAGGUAUUUGUUAGUUUAGCGACUAUGUAACUUUUUCAGGGAAUAGUUUAAGCUUUAUUCAUUCAUGCAAUACUAAAGAGAAAUAAGAAUACUGCAAUUUUGUGCUGGCUUUGAACAAUUAUGAACAAUAAUGAAGGACAAAUGAAUCCUGAAGGAAGAUUUUUAAAAAAAAUGUUUCAUUUCUUCUUACAAAUGGAGAUUUUUUUGUACCAGCUUUACCACUUUUCAGCCAUUUAUUAAUAUGGGAAUUUAACUUACUCAAGCAAUAGUUGAAGGGAAGGUGCAUAUUAUCACGGAUGCAAUUUAUGUUGUGUGCCAGUCUGGUCCCAAACAUCAAUUUCUUAACAUGAGCUCCAGUUUACCUAAAUGUUCACUGACACAAAGGAUUAGAUUACACCUGCAGUGACUCUGAGUAGUCACAUAUAUAAGCACUACACGUGGAAUACAGAUCCGUAGAAUGAUCAUGAGUGCACCUCUCUACCUGGGAGGUCCAGUUGCCAUAGGAUUUCUAGCUGCCACGGUGGUUAGGAAUGAGUUGCUGCCUGUUUGCAGAGUUACAGACCUUUUCUCAGAAGGAGCUGUGAGCCAGUAUUCACCUAAGAGGCAAUAAGGCAAAUGCCAGAAUUUGAAAAAAAAAAAAAAAAAAAAAAUUU